GCUCAAGAGAAGUGCAUCUUUUUAAAUCGCGGAUAACAGAUUGGGCGCGCAUUUAGUUUUGCAGAAGACUAAAAAUGCAGCUUGCUUCAAAGAACCACGGCGACGCGAAAAGUAAAUUCAAAACUCGGUAAAAUUAUCCGAUCUUUUUGUUGGAGGAAGGUGCGAUCAUGAGGGAUGUCUCCGAUCUAUAUUUCGUGACGAGUGCACAGGUUCAAAACACGAUCUAAAUCUUGAAAUAAUCCGGCAACGAAAAGACGAAACAAAAAUGAUCUGAUCCACCGGCUGGCUACUUAGGCGACAUGGAUGGGAUCUUCUCGAAGGUGGAUAUGAAUAAAACUUGAGCUUGCGUUCCAUUAAGAAAACGAUCCUGCACGAACCGCUCGACCCAAUUUGCGUGGUCCCCUUACCUCAGUUAAAACUAAAUACCGAACGUUUUUCGGAGUAAAAAGUAAACUAAACCCUGAAGCCUCGCUUCUGCCUCUAAAGAAACUUUUGUUCAUCUUCCCACCUUUUUAUCCAAGCCUUAUCGAAAAUGGCGGCUGCAGCUCCCAACAAGCGCGUCCGCAAUGGUCCGGUCCCGGUGACCGUGUUGACCGGGUUCCUCGGGUCCGGUAAGACCACCUUGAUGAACCACAUUCUGAACGACCAGAACCACGGCAUGAAGUUCGCGAUCAUCGAGAAUGAGUUCGGUGAAGUGGGCGUCGACGAGAAGAUUUUGCACCAGACCGAGGCGGUCGACGAGGAGGUCAUCGAGGUGAUGAACGGCUGCAUCUGCUGCACGGUGCGCGGCGAUUUGGUCGAGGCGCUGAAGAAAUUGUACAAGAUAUCCUGAGUAAAAACGUACCCACACCGGAGUCAGGAUGGGGAUUUUGCAACACAAGCCUAGGAGUUUUAGGAGUCACGCAUGACAAGUUGCAGUCCGUAAGGUAGUGCAAGUUAGCAAGGAAAGCCGCAUCACAAAUCGACCUUCUGAUCCUGUUUACAGCAUUACAAGUUCCCAAACACGAUUGAAAAUGCCUGUCAUGGGGUUGCGCAUCACAAAUGUUCCUGUCAUGGAAAAUCUGCAUGACAACUCAGGGGUGGGUACGUUUUUACUCAGGAUACAAGAAGGUCGAGAAGUUUGACGGGGUCAUCAUCGAGACCACCGGGUUGGCCGACCCGGCCCCGGUCGCCCAGACCUUCUUCUAUGCAAUGCAAAAGUAUCGUACUAGUAUAAAUUGCAUUACAAAUUCCCCCAGCAUUACAAAUUGACUUUGUGAUGCUGAUUUACCUUGAGGAAGAGAUUUGUAAUGCAUAAAUGCAAUUGCUACGAGUACGAUUCUUUUGCACAGGAUAUCUUCGUCGACGAGACCAUCUCCAUGCUGUACAAGCUCGACUCCAUCGUCACGGUGGUCGACUCCCAGCACAUUCUGCAGCACCUGGACGAGGAGAAGCCGGAGGGUGUGGAGAACGAGUCGGUCGAGCAGGUCGCGUUCGCGGAUGUCAUCCUGCUGAACAAGACCGACUUGGUCGAAAAGGAGGAGGACUUGGCCAACUUGGAAAAGCGCAUCAAGUCCAUCAACUCCCAGGUAUCCACUUAUUUUGUACGUGGUUUUAUUUUAUUCCCAUGCUGUAUUCAAAAUUUUACUAGAACUGCUGCUGUUUAGUUUUAUGCAUGCCCGCAUAUAAUUAGUUGUACUAGGACAGUUUAUGUGUGCAUGUUUUUCGUGCUUCUCCUCUUCCUGAAUGUGCUAUAUGAUCAUGCUAGACAAACGUCAAACCACUACAACCUCUCUCAGGCCCCGAUCCACCGCUGCCAGCACUCCAAGGUCGAGCCGCAGAAGCUGUUGAAUGUGGGCGCUUUUGACCUGAUAUCAAAUGUAAAAAUGUCUGGGUCUGGAAACUUGUGAGGCUGUGUGGCGUAUCAUGAGGAGGCGACAAUUGCUGGCUCAGCAUGACAAGUUUCUGAGCUUCUAGGUGUUGCCUAUUCUGCAUGACAAACUACGUUUCUGCAUGGCAGAAAAGUGGGGCUCUUUGGUAAUGUGCAUGACAGAUUUAAGAUUCAUGCCAAACAAGCAUGACAAACUUGCAUUCUUCCAGACCCAGACAUUUUUACUUUUGAUACCUGAAGCGUGUCUUGGAAAUGGACCCGGAAUUUUUGAACACCGACGGCGAACACGCCCACGACUCCGCCGUGUCCUCCCACAGCGUCAGGUAUAAUAGAGAAUUCGGUUGUUUGUCAUAUGCUGGAAUUUCAAGACAAUGACAAUAUGCAUUCGGAAUCCUACCUACGCGAACCUGGUUUGUUCGCGAUUUAGACAAUCAGUCAUAUUAUUAGUACUUCUUCCCCAUCUUCCCUCGAUGUGACGUUAUUCUAUUCAUCGUCCUUCGAGGUCUCCAACGGGAACAUAAGAAACUGUGGUACUCGCAACGUGCGCGGCUGUCUAUUUAAUCAGGCGUAGCAUCUUUUCUGUGCCAUACAGUUAACACGACUCAUAGAAACUUUGAUCUAGCACCAGAAGACACAACUUCCAAGAAAUGUAUUUUCUAGAAUCAGAUCAGGAUCAGUUCUUCACACCACGCCCGCUUAAUGUUGCGCUAAGUUUCAUCAGAACUUUGAGAAAGUGACUAUGCUGUCGCCGGUAUGACAUGACAAUAGUAUAGUACCAUUGAAUCUCCAAAAUCCUAAAACCUGAAAUGCAAAUGCAACAAACUUCCGAUUGUAAGCCUGUUUGGGGUUAUAGCUCGAGCUGCUAAAGCAGCAUGAGAGAAUCAGUCUUCUUUGCCUAAACAGCAUUAGAAACUGGGUUCGAGCUGGAACCCAUUUUACGCAUGACAAAUCAUUUCGAUUUUGUCCAGGUUCGAGGGCGACUUGAACGCGAACCGCCUGCAGCGAGGAAAUGCUAUACAUUUGCAAAAGUGCUAACUUGCUCAGUGAAUUUGUGGAAAUCUCCCAGCACAGGGCGCGAAGUUGGAAGUAGUACGUGGUGGCUUGGUGGGUCAUCCCAUCCCAAGUUGCAUCAAAAGGGGAUCUCCAUAAACAAACUAACUAGGUCUCUCGCGCAGUCGGAGGCUGCGGGUAUGCGCCAGGGAGGUAUGGCGCAGGGGGGCGCCCGGCAAUGCAAGCAUCGAAAACGCCUACGCCAUAAUCCCGGCAAAACCACAGCCCACCGGUAUGGUGCGGCGGGCUUUGUUCUAGGCUAGAUUUCUUUCUUUCAAGGCAGGCGGAAGCCUAAGCAACCAGCCUGCGCUUUCGUCCCCACUGAAAAUCAGGCCGGCGACAUCAAAAGGAAAGGCUCCCUCCCCAUAUGCAUCAAGACGCAACUUCUGCCGGUGGGGGGAUCUCCAUAAACAAACUAACUAGUACUAGGUCUCUCGCGCAGUCGGAGGCUAGUACGGGUAUGCGCCAGGGAGGUAUGGCGCAGGGGGGCGCCCGGCAUAGCAAGCAUCGAAAACGCCUACGCCAUAAUCCGGGCAAAACCACAUCCCAAGUUGCAGCCAUCCCAUCCCGCGACAAAUGGCGAGUUAGUCGUCCGUGCGGCCGGACGGACGACUAACUCGCCGAUGCUAGUUAGUUGAGUCAAUUGUUACCCCGCUCCAAUAAACUUCAGGUUCGAGGGCGACUUGAACGCCAACCGCCUGCAGCGCUGGUUGGACAAGUUGAUCACGGAGAAGUCCAACGACCUCUUCCGGUACAAGGGCGUGCUGUCCGUGAAGAACAUGCGCAAGAAGUUCGUCUUCCAGGGCGUGCACAUGCUGAUGGCAGCCGGGUUCUCGGAGGACUUGCAGUGGAAGGACGACGAAAAGCGUGAGUGCCGCCUGGUCUUCAUCGGCCGCUUGUCCCCGGAGGACAAGAAGUUUUUGACCGAAAAGGUCCAGGACUGCAAGGCCGAGGACAACCUGCGCUUCAAAAUCGGCGACAAGGUGCAGGCCAAGACGGGUAUAAUUCUGGAAUUUCGAUCUGCCACGUGCUGCUUUUGUGAUUUUCGUUUUGUUUUCGGUUAUGCACACCUUGUUUGGCGAGGUUCAGUUUUUAUUUGAUUCGCAUUCAACGUGCGACGGAUAUUAUGUGUUGCUGUGAAGAGUACCAGAAGUUCAAUCCCUACAAAUAUGAAACUUUUUCAGGUGCCCAGAAAUGGGAAGUCGGGACUGUUAUCAAGACCUGGGACCAGGGUAACCCGUACCGUAUCGAGAUUGACGGCAGCGGCAAGAACGUGUGGGGUCCGGAGGACCGCGACAUCUGCGUGCGCGCUGCUGAGGCGUAAGUAAGCCGGGCAGUUUUAUUUCCGGUGGAAGUUCAUGUCAGGACAUCUUUCACGUCGUCGUGAAUCGUCUUUGCAGCCCCUGCGGGCAUGUUCACGACGAUCUCUGUUGGUUUUUUAAAGCAGCGCUUGCGCUACUGGAAAAUUCAUUGGCUGUUGUGACACACGGCGAGGGCACUUUGCUGACUGCGGUGAUGCUGCAUUUUGGCAGAGCCAGCUGUAGAAAGCUCGGUUCGGUCGUGUGACAUCCGAGUCAGUGACAUUGUCUGACUCGCGGCGUUUUGUAUGCUCUACGAAAAAAAAUUGUUCGAGAAUAAAGUAAAUUUUCAAGAAAAGUGGUUUGAAAUCUCUUCUUACGGAAAGGAUGCACUGAAGUAGACAGAAUUGAGAACAUCGACAGCUAUUGGUAAUAAUGAACAGGAAAGCACAAUUGUAAACAGCUUUUUAAUCAUCACCUGUAACGAACAAACGUUACAAAAUCGAGUGGCUUUUUUAUCAUCUGAUCUUCCAAAAAAUUCCCGAAUACUUACUUAUUUUAUUGCCAUUUUCCGCGAUGCCGCAGCGGGGCACGCUAGAAGAAGCUACCGCUUCUUUUAAGAAUCUAAGGAGAGACGUCGCACGGUGAAGGUAAGUACACGCACCAUCCUUGCUUCCAAGAAGCAGGCGGGAUCCGCAACUGCCGACUGUGCAGGAUGACGGUUUGUUGCUCAGGCCACGUUGGAAACCGAGGCUACGGCGACAUGUCAUACGAUUUUUUUAGUGAAGGGACUUUCAUUCUGGUGCACCCUCUGUGGACACAUUGCUCGUCACACCGAAGAAAACCCGACCCAACAGUCGACAAAAACGUAAAAGCAAACUUUCACAAAUUCCGAAUUGGUAAUCCAUACAAGAGUGGCUAUUUUGAAUCUAUAAAUCAUAAUUUCUUUCCUCGAUAAAGGGAAAAACAU
Messenger RNA from Amoebophrya sp. A120, 5188 nucleotides. Lineage: Eukaryota; Dinophyceae; Syndiniales; Amoebophryaceae. The record is from the annotation of a GenBank genome assembly.